GCGGUUAGUAAUUCCAAAGAGAUUAGAGACAUAAUUGAAAUCUCAGAUUGAUUAAAAACUAAAGAUUUCGAUUUGUAACUUGAUACAUUAUUCAUGUUUAGGUAAUGAUAAUGAAAUUAAAAAGAAAGUACGAAAUAUCGAUUCUUCAACACGGUCAACUGAUGGCUCGAAUAGUGAAUACACAAAUGAAUUUGAUUAUCGACAUGCGUAUAUAAAACUCGAAGAAGAAAUAAAAUCGAUUCGUGAAUUAAUGGUAAUAAAAGAUAGGCGAAUACGUGUACUAGAAGAUGAAUUAAGAAUUCAAAUGUUUACAAGUGAAACAGAAUCAAAUUGA
This is a messenger RNA of Didymodactylos carnosus, 334 nucleotides long. Lineage: Eukaryota; Metazoa; Rotifera; Eurotatoria; Philodinida; Philodinidae. The record is from the annotation of a GenBank genome assembly.